Molecule: messenger RNA, 3636 nt
Organism: Psammomys obesus (fat sand rat)
Lineage: Eukaryota; Metazoa; Chordata; Mammalia; Rodentia; Muridae
Gene: Gpr176
Product: G protein-coupled receptor 176
Exons: 3
Coding region: 198-1742 (514 amino acids)
Biological process (GO): G protein-coupled receptor signaling pathway
Cellular component (GO): plasma membrane
Molecular function (GO): G protein-coupled receptor activity
Source: RefSeq, a predicted model, not a curated record
GCAGGCAUGGGGCGCGGCCGCGCCUCCCUCCCUCCCACCCCUCCUCGCGGACGACAGGGCUAGGCGAUGAGCAGACGUGAGGGGCCAGCCGGCCGCCCGGCUCUGCAGGACGCUGCGUGGCUCCUGGUCCCUCCGCGUCCCGGGCAGGAGCGGUUGUGGCUCUGGGGUGGGCGAGGCGCCAGCCCCCCGGCUUCGCUAUGGGGCACAACGGCAGCUGGGUGUCGCCCAACGCCAGCCACCCGCGCAACACGUCGGGCGCCGAGGCGGGUGCCAACCGCAGCGCGUUCGGGGAGCUGAGCGAGGCGCAGCUGUACCGCCAGUUCACCACCGCCGUGCAGGUUGUCAUCUUCGUUGGCUCGCUGCUCGGAAACUUCAUGGUGUUAUGGUCGACUUGCCGCACAACCGUGUUCAAAUCUGUCACCAACAGGUUCAUUAAAAACCUGGCCUGCUCCGGGAUUUGUGCCAGCGUGGUCUGUGUGCCCUUUGAUAUCAUCCUGAGCACCAGCCCUCACUGCUGCUGGUGGAUCUACACCGUGCUCUUCUGCAAGGUGCUCAAGUUCCUGCACAAGGUCUUCUGCUCCGUCACCAUCCUCAGUUUCCCCGCCAUUGCCCUGGACAGGUACUACUCUGUCCUCUAUCCUCUGGAGAGAAAAAUAUCUGACGCCAAGUCUCGGGAGCUGGUAAUGUACAUCUGGGCUCACGCAGUGGUGGUCAGUGUCCCCGUGUUCGCUGUGACCAAUGUAGCUGACAUCUAUGCCAUGUCUACCUGCACGGAAGUCUGGAGCAACUCCUUGGGCCACCUGGUGUACGUCCUGGUCUACAACGUCACCACGGUCAUUGUGCCCGUGGUGGUGGUUUUCCUCCUCCUGAUCCUGAUCCGCAGGGCCCUGAGUGCCAGCCAGAAGAAGAAAGUCAUCAUCGCCGCCCUGAGGACGCCGCAGAACACCAUCUCCAUCCCCUACGCCUCCCAGCGGGAGGCGGAGCUACACGCCACCCUGCUCUCCAUGGUGACAGUUUUCAUCCUCUGCAGUGUACCCUAUGCCACCCUGGUUGUCUACCAGACCGUUCUCAAUGUCCCCAACACCUCCGUCUUCUUGCUCCUCACGGCCAUUUGGCUGCCCAAAGUCUCCCUGUUGGCCAACCCCGUGCUCUUCCUGACCGUGAACAAAUCGGUACGCAAGUGCUUGGUGGGGACCCUGGUGCAGCUGCACCACCGGUACAGCCGCCGCAACGUGGUUAGUACGGGGAGUGGGGUGGCCGAGGCCAGCCUGGAGCCCAGCAUGCGCUCUGGCAGCCAGCUCCUGGAGAUGUUCCACAUCGGGCAGCAGCAGAUCUUUAAGCCCUCAGAGGACGAGGAGGAGAGCGAGGCCAAGUACGUCGGCUCAGCUGACUUCCAGGCCAAGGAGGCACUCACCUCGUGCCCAGAGGGAGAACAGGAGCCACAGCUUGUACCCUCCGUACCACCCCCGGGCACAGCGGACUCUGUAUCUCAGGUGGCCCCAGCAGCCCCUGUGGAACCUGGGAUAUUCCCUGAUAAGUAUUCUCUGCAGUUUGGCUUCGGGCCUUUUGAGUUGCCCCCUCAGUGGCUCUCUGAGACCCGAAAUAGCAAAAAGAGGCUGCUUCCCCCCCUGGGAAAUACCCCGGAAGAGCUGAUCCAGACGAAGGUGCCCAAAGUGGGCAGGGUGGAGCGGAAGAUGAGCAGAAACAAUAAAGUGAGCAUUUUCCCAAAGGUAGACUCUUAGCAAGGAUUGUAAGUGCCCGGAAGCGGCAGGGCACCUGUAUAUUCCCGCCCUCCCUCCACUCCGGCUGUAAGCCUCUGCGGGCUGAUCCUCCUCAGCAGGGCAAAUGCUUCUGAAUGAAAGGGAAGUCUACAUAAAAUCCAAUGUCCUCUUUAUUGAGGGAGUAUAUAUCUAUCUAUCUUAGUGAUCUGUGUCCUCAGUCAAACCCUAAACUGUAAGCUGGGUCGUGUGGCCCAGGUCUGAGGGGGCCUCCCUGCACAUUUUCUGGGAGACUCCUCCUUUCCCUGUGUAUAGCAGAGAACCCAAAGGGAGCAGGUACUCUGAGGAGGCCAAAGAUAAUUAUGGGCUGCAAUGGCCACAAGGAAGAAGCUGACUUGGCUUUUUAAAAUUUGGGGGUUGGUUUGUUUGUUUGUUUGAGACUGGGUCUCUCUAUGUAGCCCUGGCUGGCCUGGAACUCUCCAUGCAGAUCAGGUGGGCCUCACACUCAGAGAUCCACCUGCCUCUGCCAUCUGAGCGCUGGGAUUAAAGCACUCAUGUGCCACCAUGCGCAGUUAAGAAGCCUAUUUUGGUAACUAAAUAGGAAUAACAAGCAUCAAAUGUUUCUGUACUGCGGAGACAGAGCCAUGGUGCCCAAUGCUGUCCCUUAGAUUUCUCAGUCAUCUGAUUCUUGUUUUCUAUCAUCUCUCAUCCAGUCUUCUGGUCACAAAGAAGAGACGACUGGUCCCACCUUAUGAUAGACGUGGCAAUGUCUGAGGGAGGCUUUUUGCCCUCGAUUUAUCUUUGCAACCUGUUGGUACCACCAAGGCCUCCAACAAGUGGGCCUGCUUCUGUCAGUCAUCAGCAGUGUUGUCUGCAAAGCUCUGCGAACCCUUCACUGUGCGUAUCCACUAAAGUAUAUCUGAUCGACAACAGCGAAGGAAGCUUUAUGGUGGUAGAGACAGUCCAAGAAGUGCCCAUGAUGCAUAGUCUUUUUUUUUUCUUUUUCUUUCUUUCAAAAGAAAGAAAAAGAUUGAGUGAUGUACAGGUGAGAAGUAUGAGUGGUUAUAUGGUUGAACACUGCUUCCCAGUCUGAGCCACGGUGGGCGGGAGAGAGCACCCUUUCAGCAGCUCGGUGUCCUGAUCCUCAUGUGUGAUCCUCUGCGGGAUUGCUCUUUCAGGCCGAAUUCAAACCCCAUCCUCUUCUCUCACCUCAUCAAGUCAACAACUCUGGUCUUCUUUGUGAGGGUGUUUUGUUCUUGUUCAUGGCACUUGGUGGUGCCAGUCGGGUGUCUUGAAUGGAUGGAUGUUCCUUAUUGGCAACCUUCUACCUAUCAGAGGUGGUGGUCAUAGCAGGCCCUGUUUUAUUCAUGCUGGCCCUUGUUCCCUAGGAGGAAGCCCAGUCCAUGUGUAGGGAGCCUCUCUUUCUUUUCUAUUCUUUUGUUGUGUGAUGUCCCGCGAUUCCUGAGUGUGAACCCAAACACCUUCCCCUUGGAGAGGGAGCAGCUUCCUUUCUGUUUGUCACCUCACAGAGUUGUUUGUUCAAAGCAGAAACAAGACCCUCUCUGAGACCCUGCGGCCCUCUGCGCCCUGUGUACACGCCAGCUGUAGCUCUUUGGUCCUGAUACUGUGUUGACACUGUGGCCCUCCACACUCAUCAUUCAAAGCCUUCUCCAUUGUUACAGCUUUUACUAAGGGGAAAAAAAUAACCUGUCGGAAAAUUCUGCGUACCUGAGAAGAAUCUGUCAGAUGUGUUCGUGUUGGUGUCAUCCUGACAAUGUGUAUGACCUAAUAUGUUCUCAGCAGCAGAGUUUUGUCCUCCAAAUUCUCAUGUAUGUUUGAAAGAGAAGGCUGACAUUUAACUGGUUGUCAAAUGUGUUUCUAUACUCUUUGAGGAAUAACAUUUUAAUAAAAAUUAAAA